GGCGGUUGCGGCGGGUCGGACAGGCUGGGUUUCGCGGGCGUGGGGUACAGCGGCCGCCAUGAACUUCUCCGAGGUGUUCAAGCUCUCCAGCCUGCUCUGCAAGUUCUCCCCGGACGGCUUGCUGCGUCCAGUACCGGUUAGUGGUCCGGGAUGCGAACACCCUCCAGAUCCGCCAGCUGUACACGUGCCUGGACCAGAUCCAGCACAUCGAGUGGUCGGCCGACUCGCUCUUCAUCCUGUGUGCCCUCUACAAGCGGGGGCUGGUGCAGGUUUGCGGCCCGAGGCUCGGACGCCCCCCGUACCGGAGCGUAGCCCCCGCGAAGGGCCUCGUCCUGUGCCCUGCCGGUCUGGAAGAAGAGGCAGCACAGCUCAAAGGCCGUUUUCUUUUAAAAUUGUGUGGUCUUUGGAGCAGCCAGAGUGGCACUGCAAAAUAGACGAGGGUUCGGCAGGGCUGGUGGCUUCCUGCUGGAGCCCCGAUGGGCGCCACAUCCUCAACACGACGGAAUUCCACCUGCGGAUAACCGUCUGGUCCUUGUGCACAAAGUCCGUGUCCUACAUCAAAUACCCUAAGGCCUGUCAGCAGGGAAUAACCUUUACCAGGGACGGCCGCUACCUGGCCCUGGCCGAGAGGCGGGACUGCAAAGACUACGUGAGCAUCUUGGUCUGCAGCGACUGGCAGCUCCUGCGGCACUUUGACACGGACACGCAGGACCUGGCCGGGAUCGAGUGGGCCCCCAACGGCUGCGUGCUGGCUGCCUGGGACUCCUGCCUGGAGUACAAGAUCCUGCUCUACUCCCUGGACGGCCGGCUGCUGUCUACGUUCUGUGCUUACGAGUGGUCCCUGGGCAUCAAGUCCGUGGCCUGGAGCCCCAGCAGUCAGUUCCUGGCAGUCGGGAGCUACGACGGAAAGGUGCGGAUUCUUAACCACGUGACUUGGAAAAUGAUCACAGAAUUCGGGCAUCCCGCGACCAUUAAUAAUCCCAAAAUAGUGGUGUACAAGGAGGCCGAGAAGAGCCCGCCACUGGUGCUGGGCCGCCUGGCCUUCCCUCCGCCCAGAGCAGCGGCUGGGCCCCUGUCCUCCAUGGAGAGCAAAUACGAGGUCGCCUCGGUGCCGGUCUCCUUACAGACUCUGAAGCCUGCCCCCGAUAGAGCCAACCCCAGGAUCGGCGUCGGGGCGCUGGCCUUCAGUCCUGACAGCUGCUUCCUGGCGACGAGGAGUGACAGCGUCCCCACCGCCGUCUGGAUCUGGGACAUCCGGAAGCUGAGGCUGCUCGCGGUGCUGGAGCAGCUGUCCGCCGUGCGCUGCUUCCAGUGGGACCCGCGGCAGGCCCGGCUGGCCAUCUGCACAGGGGGCAGCAAGGUGUACCUGUGGUCGCCGGCGGGCUGCGUGUCGGUGCAGGUGCCCGGGGAAGGUGACUUCCAGGUGCUCUCCCUGUGCUGGCACCUGAGUGGGGACUCCCUGGCCCUCCUCAGCAAGGACCACUUCUGCCUGUGCUUCCUGGAGACGGAGCAGGGGGUCGGCACAGCCUUCGGGCAGAAGGGUGACCACACGUAGGACCCGUGCGUGAUCAGGCCCACGUGGCUCAAGGUGGGAGACCUCGGCUUGUGUUGGCCGCGGGAAAGGAGCAGAGCUUCUUGGUGCAGGGUCUCCCACUGGGGUGGCCCGGAGGAAAUGCUUUCCUUCCAUUUUUCUAUAGCAAGGCAUUUUUGUUAAUAUGUAUGGUAUAAAACUAAUUUUUGUUACUUAAA
Molecule: messenger RNA, 1749 nt
Organism: Eubalaena glacialis (North Atlantic right whale)
Lineage: Eukaryota; Metazoa; Chordata; Mammalia; Artiodactyla; Balaenidae
Gene: WRAP73
Product: WD repeat containing, antisense to TP73
Exons: 12
Coding region: 59-1555 (498 amino acids)
Biological process (GO): microtubule anchoring at mitotic spindle pole body; protein localization to mitotic spindle pole body; mitotic sister chromatid segregation
Cellular component (GO): microtubule organizing center; mitotic spindle; MWP complex
Molecular function (GO): protein binding
Source: RefSeq, a predicted model, not a curated record